AUGGUACUAGCACUAGAAAGAGAGGACAGGAGGGAGCGUAAAGGAAAGUUGAAUAGAUGUUGCUCAGCAUGUAGUAUUGGACAAAGGUGUAUCAAAUUAAACGGAGAACAAGAGCCCGAAUUAAAUGAUUUAUUUAAUCCACCUUAUAGAGUGGAGAGACAAGGUUCGGCCGGGGCUCCCAGUCCACCCCCAGGUGAACAAGAGGAAGAAAUUCCACAAGUUAUUUAUAAAGAAAGCCAAACACCCGGUGCCACACAAGGAAACACAAAAACUGCCAUUACGGCUCCAAAUAGUCCGGUGUCUUCACGCACCAGACAGAAGUCUAUUUUACAGGCACCCCUCCGAGAAGCUGUAAAUCCGGACGGAGGAACAAUGAAAAUAAAAGUUCCGUUCACGGGCGCUGAUCUGAGAGAAUGGAAAGAGGCUGCCCGAGAAUACCGUAAUGAUCCAAUAAAGACGGCACAGAAUUUUAAAUUUCUAAUAAAACAGCACAAUCCUGACUGGAGUGAUAUACAAUUAUUAUUAGAUUGUUUGACUGAAACUGAAAAACAAUUAGUCAUAAAAACAGCGGGGGAUCUCGCAAAGGAACAUUAUAAUAUAAAGGGAGAUAAUUAUAGAGAAUGGUUUCCUUUGUUGGACCCGGAAUGGGACCCAAACCGAGCCGCUGAAAUGGGAAGAUUACAAGCAUACCAGGAAUGGAUAUUCAGAGGAAUGGAGAAAGCAAUUCCUAGAACAAUAAAUUGGGCAGCGUUAUAUGAGGUCAGACAGGGUCCUUCUGAAACACCUUCAGAAUUCUUAGACAGAAUAAGAGAUGCAACGCGCCGGCACACGUCUCUGGACCCAAAUUCGGAGGUAGGCGCACAGCAACUAAUAUCCCUCUUUUUAGGACAAUCACAGGGGGAUAUUAGGCGCAAGUUGCAAAAAUUGAGACCUCCUGAAAAUAGAGACUUGGAAAAAUUAGUAGAGGAAGCAUGGAGAAUAUUUAGUAAUCGAGAAGAAGGUUACAAGCAGGACCAAAAGAAAAUAUUAGCAGUAUUAAUAAAAUUAAAAUUAGGAGAACAGGAGGAGGUGGCAUUUUUAAUAGACACAGGAGCCACCUAUUCGGUUUUGAACCAGGCUUUAAUGCCUUUGGGAAAUGAUUAUGUUUCAGUAAAAGGUGCAACUGGCCAAACUGAAAAGGCUUAUUUUUGUAAACCUUUAAAAUAUAAGUUGGGAAAACAGAUGGGGAUCCAUAAAUUCCUAUUUAUGCCAAAUUCCCCAAAGGCCCUUCUUGGUAGGGACUUAUUAGAACAAUUGGAGGCAACAAUCAAAUUUAAAAAAGGGGAAGUUACUCUGGAGGUAAAUAAUCAUCAAUACAUACAGGUUAUGAGCCUAUCUCUGGCCAAUACUCCUAUAAAAAGGGAAAUCGAUACCAGAAUUAUUGAUCAGGUAUAUCCCGGAGUAUGGGCAAUUGACAUACCGGGAUGUGCCAAGAAUGCAUCACCUGUAAUAGUAAAAUUGAAGGAUGGACAGAGUGCGGUAAGAAUUAAACAAUACCCACUGAAAAGGGAAGAUAGGGAAGGAAUUCGUCCAAACAUAGAGCGAUUCAUAGAACUAAAACUACUAAAAGAAUGUGAGUCAGAAUUUAACACACCUAUCCUCCCAGUUAAAAAACCUGAUGGGUCUUAUAGGAUAGUUCAAGAUUUAAGGGACAUUAACAAAAUAACAGAGGAUCUGUAUCCUGUAGUAGCUAACCCCUAUACCUUACUAACCACCCUGACACCUGACCUAGCUUGGUUCACAGUUUUAGACUUAAAAGAUGCCUUCUUUUGCCUCCCUCUCCAUGAAGCCAGCCAAAGAAUUUUUGCUUUUGAAUGGGAAAAUCCCAGAAGCGGUCGAAAGACCCAGCUCACAUGGACGGUGUUGCCACAGGGGUUUAAAAAUAGCCCCACAAUUUUUGGAAACCAAUUAGCAAAGGAUUUGGAGUUAUGGGAACCACCGUCAGAAGAAGGGAAAGUGUUACAAUAUGUAGAUGAUCUUCUUAUUGCAACCAGAACCGAAGAAUCUUGUAUUAUUUGGACUGUGAGUCUGCUGAACUUUCUGGGACUACAAGGAUAUCGAGUUUCUAAGAAGAAGGCACAGGUGGUGUUACAACAGGUCACAUACCUGGGGUACGAGAUCAGUGCCGGACAACGGGUCCUGGGGAAGGCCCGAAAAGAAGCCAUAUGCCAAGCCCCCCGACCACGAACUGUAAAGGAACUGCAGACAUUUCUGGGAAUGACAGGAUGGUGCCGGCUUUGGAUAUGUAAUUAUGGCUUGCUUGUUAAACCAUUAUAUUCCCUGAUAGCAGCUAAUCAGAAGGAUCUUCAGUGGGAUGCUGAAUCAGACAGAGCUUUCCAUGAACUGAAGAAAGCCUUGAUGUCGGCACCAGCACUAGGACUUCCUGAUGUGAGUAAGCCAUUUUUCCUAUUUUCCCAUGAGAAACAGGGAAUGGCAUUAGGAAUACUGGCACAAGAUUUGGGACCAUACAGACGGGCAGUGGCAUACUUCUCUAAACAGCUGGAUGCCACUGCAAAAGGGUGGCCUGGUUGCCUGAGAGCAGUAGCAGCCGUCAUCCUAAACAUCCAAGAGGCCCGGAAGUUUACCCUGGGCCAGAAAAUGACUGUCUUAGUAUCCCACACAGUGUCUGCAGUCCUUGAAACAAAAGGGGGGCAUUGGCUCUCCCCACAGAGAUUCCUAAAAUACCAGGCCAUAAUGGUGGAACAAGAUGAUGUUGAGAUCGUGACUACAAACAUCGUCAAUCCGGCCUCAUUUCUUAAUGGGAAUAUUGGAGAAUCAGUCGAUCAUGACUGUCUAGAAACAAUCGAAGCCACUUAUUCUAGUCGGACGGAUCUCAAGGAUGUUCCUAUUAAUGGAGCUGAACAUUGGUUCACGGAUGGGAGCAGCUAUAUGCUGAAUGGAAAGCGACAUUCCGGAUAUGCUGUUACAACCUCUGAAGAAGUGAUAGAAUCGGGGCCGCUACCGGCUGACACUUCGGCACAGAAGGCUGAAAUCAUAGCCCUUACUCGAGCUCUGGAGAGAGCUCGGGGAAAACCUAUAAAUAUUUGGACUGAUUCUAAAUAUGCCUUUGGAGUGGUACAUGCUCAUGGAGCAAUAUGGAAAGAAAGGGGACUGUUAAACUCCCAAGGAAAAAUCAUCAAACAUGCGGAAGAAAUUUUGAAACUCCUAAAUGCGGUCCAGCUUCCUGAAAGGGUGGCAAUUAUGCACAUUAAGGCACACCAGAAAAAGGUAAACCAGACUAUACUAAAGAAGAUCGCAAACUGA
Molecule: messenger RNA, 3303 nt
Organism: Falco peregrinus (peregrine falcon)
Lineage: Eukaryota; Metazoa; Chordata; Aves; Falconiformes; Falconidae
Exons: 3
Coding region: 1-3303 (1100 amino acids)
Biological process (GO): virion assembly; proteolysis
Molecular function (GO): nucleic acid binding; RNA-DNA hybrid ribonuclease activity; aspartic-type endopeptidase activity
Source: RefSeq, a predicted model, not a curated record